UUUGUCAGGUCAAGAUGGAACAUUGCAGUCUUUUUCAACAGUGCAUGACAAGUUCAAUAAAAGUUUAGGACGUGGUUCAAUUAACAAAAAGAAAUCAAAAAAGAAAGGUCUUAAGCUUGAUACGAUGGCACUUCCACCAGUUACAGUCUUUGCUUCAGAAGUGGCACAUCAGAGUGACUGGGACGGUAUUGUUGCCUGCCAUCAAGGGUAUAUAACCUGUACAACCUGGAACUAUCAGAAAACUUCCAUGGGAGCUCAUAAACUGAGGCCAGAAGAAUUCAGCAAACACAAACCUAUUGAUAUAUAUGCAACAGCAGUUGACAUUACUUCAUGUGGAAACUUUGCUGUAAUCGGGCUGUCCACUGGACAGGUAGAUGUGUAUAACAUGCAAUCUGGCAUUCACAGGGGGCGUUACGGUAAAGAAAGAGCACAUGAGGGGGCCAUUAGGGGAGUAGCAGUGGAUGGAUUAAACCAACUGAUAAUCACAGCUGGUAGUGAAGGAUUAAUUAAAUUUUGGAAAUUUAAAACUAAAGAUCUAGUCUACUCCACUGAGCUUUCUUCUUCUCCAAGUGGAAUUCUGCUUCACAGAGACAGCAGUAUUCUGGGAAUUACCUUUGAUGACUUCAGUAUUAAUAUUCUGGAUAUAGAAACCAGGAAGAUUGUCAGGAUCUUCUCAGGACACCAUGGACGGAUUAAUGACAUGACUUUCAGUCCUGAUGGUCGUUGGCUAAUAACUUCAGCAAUGGACUGUACCAUUAAGACAUGGGAUCUUCCCUCUGGAUGCCUCAUAGAUUGUUUUUUGGUAGAUUCUGCAGCUGUGAGCCUUACUAUGUCUCCUACGGGAGAUUUUCUAGCUUCAGCACACGUGGAUGAUCUUGGAAUUUAUUUGUGGUCAAACCGCUCUCUGUAUUCACUUGUCUCUUUACGGCCCCUUCCAGCAGAUUAUGAACCUUCUGUGGUGCCACUCCCUAGCACCUGCCCUAUGCAAGAUGUGGAUGUGGUGGGAGAUGAAGAAACAUGUGAUGAAAUGACAGAGUAUGUCUCACCUGAGCAAUUGGGAGAGCAGCUGGUGACCCUUUCCUCAUUGCCAGAAUCAAGGUGGAAAAAUCUUCUCAGUCUUGAUGUUAUCAAGAAAAAAAACAAACCAAAAGAGCCACCGAAAGUUCCCAAGUCAGCACCUUUCUUCAUCCCGACAGUUCCUGGUCUUAUACCCCGAUACAUUGCUCCAGAGGAAGAAAAUGAUAAACAGUCAAAAGUAGUAAACCUUGGAGUACUGGCACAGAAAUCUGAUUUCUACAUUCAUCUUGAAGAAGCGCUGAGCACUAAUGAAUAUAUGGCUCCGCUUAACUUACUGAAAAGCUUGGGACCAUCUAAUAUUGAGAUAGAACUAAGAAGUUUGGCCCCUGAAGGUGGUGGCUCAAGGGAAGUGAUGCUAAGCUUUUUGAGAAUGAUUGGGAUGAUGCUGAACAAGAAGUACAACUUUGAACUUGCUCAGGCUUACCUUGCAUUAUUUUUAAAGUUGCAUCUUAAGAUUCUGUCAUCAGAGCCAAACCUAUUGGAAGAAGUAUCCAGAUUGUCAACGCAACUUGAGGAAACUUGGAUUCAUUUGCGGACUCUCUUCAGUCAGAGUCUGUGUGUGUUAACAUACAUGAAAAGUGCUUUGCUGUAAAAUACUUCAGGGUUUUGUCUGCCUAAAAUUUCCCUUGGAAUAAUAGUACAAUUUAUUAGCAAAAAAAUAGAUUCAAAGAAUCGUACUGGGACUUUUGAUGCUAUAUUUUGUACAUCUGUGUA
Messenger RNA from Apaloderma vittatum (bar-tailed trogon), 1791 nucleotides. Its product is annotated as WD repeat-containing protein 36-like. Bases 125 to 1669 code for a protein of 514 amino acids. The record is from RefSeq and is a predicted model, not a curated record. Gene Ontology annotation, biological process: rRNA processing. Gene Ontology annotation, molecular function: protein binding. NCBI's taxonomy places the organism in Eukaryota, Metazoa, Chordata, Aves, Trogoniformes, Trogonidae. Gene Ontology annotation, cellular component: Pwp2p-containing subcomplex of 90S preribosome; small-subunit processome. The transcript has 14 exons.